AUGGAUAAUAAAUCAAAAAAAUUGAUUUCCAAAGACACAAUAUUCGUUGACAGUGUUAAUAAAAACACAAACAUCAACAUUGAUAUUGAUAUUGUAAAAGAACUACUAAACAACUUAUUAGACUUAAAAAGUUCCGGACAACCCGAUCAAUACGUAGUCGACGGCUUAAAAAAAUGGAUAAAAAACCAUACCAAUAGAGACAUAGAAACAAUAUUUAAACUCGUCGAACGUCAUCACGCAAAUAAUCCAGAAUUCGUAUAUCUACUUGGAUAUCUUAUCAAUUACGGAUUGGGAACAGAUGCAAACCCAGUUACCGCUUUUAAAUACUAUCAUAAAGUAGCUGAAAGAGGGAUAAAUUAUGGACAGGCACGAGUAGCUUGGUGCUUCUACCAAGGACUCGGUGUAGAGACUGAUUAUAUUAAAGCAUUUGAAUGGUACCAAAAAGCCUCAGAAAAUAGUCAUCUAUGUUCGCAAUUUAACUUGGGAUUAUUUUACAGUAACGGGAUCGGCACCGAGAAAAAUCUCGAGAUGGGAUUCAAAUGGUUCCAGAUUGCAGCAAAUCAAGGUGACGCACUUGCACAAGUUGAGCUUUCGAGAAUAUAUACAAAUGGUGAAGGGAUUAAGAGGGAUUAUCGAAAAGCGAAUUAUUGGAUGUGGAAGGCUGCCGAUACUCAUGUUCUUGAUUUAAAGAAUGAUUGUUUCUUCUAUUUGGCUUCGUAUGCGGCUAAUGGAGUGGGUGUAAAAAGAGAUUUACAUCAGUCUUUUCGAUUAUAUCAACGUGCUCUAAAUAAUGGAUGUUUAUGGAGUUAUUUGAGAAGCCGGAAACAGAGCGUCACAUAUGAAAAUUCAGAAAAAGAAGUGCCCAUUGUUCUAGUGUUUCGGCAUUGGAUUGCUGGUAAAGCCCGGCGAGAACUUCACUUUGGAACUUUGUCAUUUAUACUUCUAAUGGAAAAGAUAUUUUGUGGAAAAUUCAAGAUUAUUCAAAUCAAAAGUCAUGCAGUCAUAUUUCUUGCACAACAAAUUGAAAUGGUUCUCAAUGAUAUUGGCAUUGAAUGCUUUGCAGCAAUAGUAACGGAUGCUGGUGCAAAUAUCGAUAUCAAUUUGGCACGACAGAUCAUCUUUGUAAAUUUUCACACAUUUUCAGCAUCCGAUCCCUUUUCUGAAGAGGUAUUUUGGAAGAGUAUUUUGGAAGAGUAUUUUGGAAGAGUAUUUUGGAAGAGUAUUUUGGAAGAGAAGAUUAAAAGUAAUAUUAAAGAAGAACUCAAAACAUAUCUUGAAACCCGUUGGACUACAGCAUAUAAUAUGCUUUCUUCAAUUUAUCAUUUGGAACCUUGUUUAAAAGCGACAUGCGAUAUCCAACCUCCAUAUUCUCUAUAUCGCCUCAAGCAGCAAGUUGUGAACGGGUUUGGUCAGUCUGUGGCUGGAUUUAUGGGAAAUGACGUAUAUGCUUAUUACGUAGUCGAAAACGAUGAACCAGUUGAAAAAAUUAUAAGAGAAGCGGACCUUUUUGAUGAAGAUGAAAUUGAUAUUGAUCAAAAGUUGAAUGCAUUCUGGUGGAGUCGGUUGGACUUGAUGUAUUUUGAACAAGAGGAGAAUUAUGAUACAGCUGAAUUAGUCGGAGCAUUGUAG
Molecule: messenger RNA, 1629 nt
Organism: Ambispora gerdemannii
Lineage: Eukaryota; Fungi; Glomeromycota; Glomeromycetes; Archaeosporales; Ambisporaceae
Source: the annotation of a GenBank genome assembly